GCGUAUGAUUAUUGUCAACGAAGAGGGACAAAGAUUUAAUCUUUUAAGGAGGCCUAUCAUCAUCAUCAAUUAGCCAAGUGUAUUGGUAACUGAGAAAAAACCGUGUUUUGAUUCCGCAUGAGGAAUUUGAUUUGAAACAAUCAUGUCGGUGGAGAGAUCUUUCGAAGCUUGGGAAGAGGUUCAGAGACAAGGCCUAGAUUUAGCUGAUCGACUCGCUCAAGGCUUCACGGGUUUGAUUCAGAUAAACCCACCUACCUUUCCAUGGCCUCAUCAUCAAAAGGCGAAACCUUUCGAUCUCGAGUUCCCUAGUCAACUUCUCAAUGUUAUUGGAGAUUCUACUGGACAUUUCGAUGCUAUUAGAGAUUAUAGUUUCGGUAUUAUCAACCAACCCAUCAACGGUGUUGCAGCUGUUCUCGAUGUUGGGAAUAAGAUUGGUCAAGCUGGUCUUGAUUUCGGUUCUGGCUUGAACCUCAUGGUCCAACAGUUCUUUAGGAGGUUGCCUAUACCUUUCUUGCACGAUGAUAGCAAGCUUGGUGGUAUCUCUGUGGAGAGUGGUGAGAGUAUAAGGAGUAAUAGGGCUUAUGUGGAUACAAAAGAUGAUUUGGGAUUAGCUGCAGAACGGUUGAAAGACUCAGGUUUUUCUAAGACCGAUGAUUCUGUUACUAUGUCUGAGGAGGAAGUUGCAGAUUCUUAUUUAAGAACCGGUGGUUUCCUUGGAAGAUCAAAGGGGAAGAUUGAUAUAUCAUCAAGUUAUGAUAGUAGAACAAACGGUAUGGAACAUUCAUUAGCAGCCAGGGGAGACUUAUGGAGACUAGAAGCUUCGAGUUCGAGUUCUACUGCAAGUGAUGGGACUUCGUCUCUCUUUCUUCUCCAGCUUGGACCGAUUCUUUUCCUACGAGAUUCAACUCUUCUUUUACCCUUACACUUAUCAAAACAACACUUGCUCUGGUAUGGAUAUGAUAGGAAGAAAGGUAUGCAUUCACUCUGCCCAGCUGUAUGGUCAAAGCAUCGAAGAUGGCUUAUGAUGUCAAUGCUAUGUCUCAACCCUGUAUCUUGCUCCUUUAUGGAUUUGCAGUUCCCAAACGGGCAGUUGACAUAUGUAUCUGGCGAGGGGCUGACAGUAAGUACCUUUGUACCGUUCUGUGGAGGUCUUCUUCAAGCACAGGGUCAAUAUCCAGGGGAUAUGAGAUUUAGUUACUCUUGUAAGAACAAACGUGGAACUAGAAUCACACCAAUGGUUCAUUUGCCUGAUAAAUCAUUCGCAUUGGAAGUUUCUCAAGGCUUGGCAUGGCGUAGAUCUGGACUAUUGAUGAAACCAACACUUCAACUCAGUGUAUGUCCCACGUUUGGUGGAAGCAACCCGGGGAUGAAAGCGGAAGUGAUACACUCGCUGAGUGAUGACUUGAACUUGAUAUAUGGCUACGCACUCAACGCACAUCCUUCAGCUUUUGCCUCUGUAUCUUUUGGUCGGUCGAAAUGGAAUGGUAAUAACGGACGCACGGGGAUAGUUGUCAGUGCUGAUACUCCACUUGCAGAAAGUAUUGGCCAGCCUUCUUUCUCUAUCCAGCUUAAUAACUCUUUUGAGUUCUGAAUCUCUUGUCUUGUUUACAUAUACUAAGGCAGGGUUUAUUCCCAUGUACAUAUGUGUGAAAACACUGCUUUUGCCACAUUUUCGUGUACAUAUGUGUGUGAAACAAAUUAGUUAACCCACGAGUUAGUGUCCUUUAACUCCCAAGAAAUAA
Eruca vesicaria subsp. sativa (arugula) is the source of this 1742-nucleotide messenger RNA. The record is from the annotation of a GenBank genome assembly. Lineage: Eukaryota; Viridiplantae; Streptophyta; Magnoliopsida; Brassicales; Brassicaceae.